Ahaetulla prasina is the source of this 2511-nucleotide messenger RNA. It is a transcript of the gene SLC29A1, whose product is annotated as solute carrier family 29 member 1 (Augustine blood group). The transcript has 14 exons. The coding region runs from base 179 to 1579 and encodes 466 amino acids. Lineage: Eukaryota; Metazoa; Chordata; Lepidosauria; Squamata; Colubridae. The record is from RefSeq and is a predicted model, not a curated record. Gene Ontology annotation, biological process: uridine transmembrane transport; nucleoside transmembrane transport. Gene Ontology annotation, cellular component: plasma membrane. Gene Ontology annotation, molecular function: nucleoside transmembrane transporter activity.
CUAGCGGGCAGCCGGGAGUCCUUUUUCUUUCGGGACCUGGAAGAGAGCGGUGAAGGGAAAGCGAGCAGCGAGGAUUUGAGCGGAGAAGACGGCGGGGCUCAGCGGUGGACAUCCGGGAGUGGAAGACCUGCAGCCACAUGUGACCAACAGCGACAUAAAACAAUUCUAAAGUGCCGUUAUGACAGGCAGUAUUCCCCAAGACAGAUAUAAGGCUGUUUGGCUCAUCUUUUUCAUACUUGGUCUUGGGACGCUCUUGCCAUGGAAUUUUUUCAUGACAGCUUCAGAGUACUUUAUCGACCGCCUGAAGGAUUCUCACAGCAAUGUAUCAUUGUUGGAGUCCCAUGCCAAUGUGAACGUCACAGGAAAAGAGGACUCUUACAAUCUUGCUAAUGUGAAUGGCACAGGGAAGAAGGAAGCUUACCUGCAGUCCAUAUUUAAUAAUGUGAUGACAUUGUGUGCCAUGUUGCCUCUACUCAUCUUCACCUGCCUUAACUCUUUUAUCCACCAGAGGAUCCCUCAGCAAAUACGGAUCAUAUCUAGUUUGGUUGCCAUCUUCUUGGUCUUCAUGGUAACAGUGAUCCUAGUCAAGGUUGAAAUGGAGCCUUUGACUUUUUUCAUCAUUACUAUGGUCAAGAUAGUCCUCAUCAAUUCUUUUGGGGCCAUUCUCCAAGGCAGCCUUUUUGGAUUGGCAGGGCUCCUUCCCGCCAGUUACACGGCACCUAUUAUGAGUGGGCAGGGCCUCGCAGGGACAUUCGCAGCUGUAGCUAUGAUCUGUGCUAUUGCCACUGGUUCCAAACUAAAAGAAAGUGCCUUUGGUUACUUCAUCACUGCCUGUGUUGUGAUCCUGAUAGCUAUUGGCUCCUAUAUCAUGUUGCCUCGUCUGGAUUUUUUCUGCUUUUAUUCGAUGAAGAAUAAGAGAGAAUAUGCAACUUCUGUGACUCAGGCUGAGAUGGAAACAAAAGUUGAUCUCAUCAAGAAAGAUGUGGUUAAUGGUGUUGAACGAAACCACUCUAGGAAUGGAGAUCCCCUUGCCUCCAGCCACAGAGCUUCAGUCCUUGGCAUCUUCAAAAAGAUAUGGGUUAUGGCUGUUUCUGUCUGCUUAGUUUUUACUGUUACAAUUGGAGUCUUCCCAGCUGUCACCGUUGCAGUAAAGCCAACUAUUGGAAAAAAUACACUUUGGGUUUCCUAUUUCAGCCCAGUUGCUUGUUUCCUGAUGUUUAACAUCUUUGACUGGGCAGGAAGGAGCCUCACAGCUGUCUGUGUUUGGCCUGGAAAAGAGAGCCGCCUGUUACCCUUCCUGGUGAUUGUCCGUCUGAUUUUCAUUCCCCUCUUCAUGCUGUGUAACGUGGAACCCCGCCGUAACCUGCCUGUCAUCUUUGCUCACGAUGCCUGGUACCUCACCUUCAUGCUGUUAUUCUCCAUCUCCAAUGGUUACUUGGCCAGCCUCUGCAUGUGCUUUGGACCCAAGAAGGUGCUGUCUCAUGAAGCGGAAACUGCUGGAGCCAUCAUGGCCUUCUUUCUCUCCUUGGGUCUGGCUUUAGGAGCCAUCUUAUCCUUUCCACUCAAAUACGCAAUCUAAUGACAAUACCGUGGGGCAUCUCUGGGCAGAGGAGCAGUAGAGUUAUGUUACCACGGAGCAUUUCUUGCCUGGUUCCUGGGAACUUGUUGCCUUAAUACCUCUUGGCUUGGAAGAGGGUUUCUCUCUUACUGACCAGAUGGCCUGGCUUCUCCUUGGGCAUAAGACCUCCUCCUUCACAUACAUACACGCACACACACUUGACCAGUGCCAGCUAUGAAUGAUUUACAUUGUCUUGACGUGUUCUGCUUCACUAUCUGUGGCAAAAGAGAAUUGUUCCCAAUCCACCUUCCAGCUUUUCAGCUGCUCCUGUGAAUUUGUUGAAUGUGCUCACACUUCCUUAGUGUCUGCUCUACCCUCAAAAGGCAAGACAUUGAAGAAGCUGCUGCACUCCCCCAAAUGCUCUUCAUUAAAUAACUCCAUGGAAAAGGAGUCCUCUUCUUCAGCUGCAUGUUCAAGCUUUUAGAAUCCAUGGUUUGUGGACAUUCAGAAUUAGGCAAGAACCUCAACAGCUAUUACUUGGAGACGGGUGAUGGAAAGUGGAUCUUGGCUAUUUCCACAUUCUUAAGUAGUUUGGACAACAACAACUGCAGGGCCAUGAAGUACGGGCUACUUUGAAAAUGGAAGUAUUUUGCAUACAAACUGAAUACGCCUUUUCUUCUGAAGGCUCACCUUGUCUCUUUUCCAAGAUUUUGCAUGAUCUGGCUCUAAGGAGCAGCGCUAAAUGGGCUCGUGAACUCUUCAGCAUAGUGCAAACGAUAAAACAGAUCAUUCCCAAACCCGGCUGUUCAGAGCCCCUGCAGUUUUCUGUGCUUCUUCAUGGAUUUAUGAAACUCAGGAUUUGCAUAUUUGAACUCUGUUUAAAAAUGGCAAAUUUUUUUCUAAGAGAAAGGUUGUAACAAAUAAAAAAUAAGGGUGGUUUUUUUUGUAAAGUU